AUGUUCUGUACUUUUUCUUUUUUUUUCUUUAUAGCCUCCAUUCUUUUUACUAUUUUUUUUUACUUUAUUUCUUUUUCCCAUUUUCUUUCUUUCUUUUCUAUAAUUUUCUUUGUUCUGUUGUUUAUGAAAGUGUCUAUCACGUUCUUUCUUUCACACUCGCCUUCUUUCUUUUUUUCACUCUCCCCUUCUUUGUUUCUUUCUUUCUUUCUUUCACUCUCCCCAUCUUUGUUUCUUUGUUUCUUUCUUUCUUUCAUUCUCCCCUUCUUUGUUUCUUUCUUUCUUUCAUUUUCCCCUUCUUUGUUUCUUUCUUUCUUUCAUUAUCCCUUCUUUGUUUCUUUCUUUCUUUCACUCUCCCCUUCUUUAUGUCUUCCUUUCUUUCACUCUCCCCUUCUUUGUUUCUUUGUUUCUUUCAUUCUCCUCUUCUUUGUUUCUUUCUUUUUUUCAGUCUCCCCUUCUUUGUUUCUUUCUUUCUUUCACUCUCCCCUUCUAUGUUUCUUUGUUUCUUUCAUUCUCCCCUUCUUUGUUUCUUUGUUUCUUUCAUUCUCCCUUCUUUGUUUGUUUCUUUCUUUCACUCUCCCCUUCUUUCUUUCUUUCUUUCUUUCACUCUCCCCUUCUUUCUUUCUUUCUUUCUUUCUUUCUUUCUUUCUUUCUUUCUUUCUUUCACUCUCCCCUUCUUUCUCUUCUUCUUGUCUGGCCUGCAAUUCUUCUGCUUGCCUGGCCUGCAGCUCUUCUUCCUGUCUGGCCUGCAGCUCUUCUUCUUGUCUGGCCUGCAGCUCUUCUUCCUAUGGUAUUUACUCGCCAGCCCACUUACACUCUCUUCUAUUACACCACUCUCUCUCUCUCUCUCUCUCUCUCUCUCUCUCUCUCUCUCUCUCUCUCUCACACACACACACACACACACACACAUACACCCUCAUAUUUCUAUUCGCAUAUCUUGAUAUUUUUACAAAUAUUCUUACAGCCCAUUGCCCUUUCUUUCUUUCUUUCUUUCUUUUUGUUCUUUCUUUCUUUCCAAGUUUACGCGCCGAACUCUUUCACAGGAUUAUUUACCAGGAUUAA
Messenger RNA from Acanthosepion pharaonis, 1059 nucleotides. The record is from the annotation of a GenBank genome assembly. Lineage: Eukaryota; Metazoa; Mollusca; Cephalopoda; Sepiida; Sepiidae.